CUUGUUUUAUUUAAAUCUCAAGUCGAAAAUGCCGAAGCAAAAUCACAGCAAUUAGAACAGACCUUCACCGAAAAUAAAGUAGCAUGGGAAAAGAGAGAAAAGAUGUUUCAAAAUGAAAUAGAAGCAAUUAAAAAGAAAUGUGAAGAUCUUAACAACAAUAAUACUACAUUAUUAAAUCAGCUAGAGCUGUUGGGUCGUCAGAUGUCGGUAAUGCAAUCUAAAGAUUGGAAUAUUUCAUCAUCAUUAGAAGAAGAAAAUAAAAGUACUCAGCAGUUGCUAGAAGUUAUCAGGUUUUUGAGAAGAGAAAAGGAAAUUGCUAUAACUGAAAAUGAAGGAAUACAGUCGGAGAAUAUAAGACUGAAAGCGCAGACAGAAUAUUUGAAUAAAGAAGUAAAUGAACUUAAAAAAAGCUUAGUAGAUGAACAAACUCACAAGCAGACAAUGGCUUCCACUGAGGCUAAACAUGCAGAAUUGUUAAAGAAGAUUGAAAUGUUUAAUGUUCUGAGCGAAAGUAAUCGAUUACUUCGUAAUGAAAAAGAAAGCUUGAUGCAAACUCAGAUGGAGUUAGAAAAUAAGGUAUUCUUUGUUAUUUAA
This is a messenger RNA of Centruroides sculpturatus (bark scorpion), 594 nucleotides long. RefSeq names its product nucleoprotein TPR-like. NCBI's taxonomy places the organism in Eukaryota, Metazoa, Arthropoda, Arachnida, Scorpiones, Buthidae. Gene Ontology annotation, cellular component: nuclear pore. Gene Ontology annotation, molecular function: structural constituent of nuclear pore. Gene Ontology annotation, biological process: protein import into nucleus; mRNA export from nucleus. The transcript has 4 exons. The record is from RefSeq and is a predicted model, not a curated record. The annotation marks the transcript as partial.